AUGGCACUGGUUGGCUAUCUCACUUUGAAUUGCACACGGAAGAAGUACAAGAAAGCAUCGAAACAUAGACCGUACAUACCACCGUGAGUUCAUUUUUACUAUAAUUUUUAAGUUUGUUAAAAGUUUAGGACAAUUUUUUGAACUUUAAAAAAUUCCGCCAAAGCAUAAAACUUUUGGCAUUAUGUUUCAAAGGCUUUUAAAGUAAUAUUAACUUUUCAAAUACGUUUAAAAUAAGUUAAAUAAGGAUUUUAGAGCAUGUGUCAAUUGAUAAAUUCAAAAUAACACCUUGCAACAGAAUGCCAAAAAUGGCGCCAAAAUUGAGUUUUAAAUUUUGUUAUUUUUGAAGUUUUUAAAGACUGUAAAAUACGAAAUUAUAUAUUUUUUUUGAGUUUUUGUCAGUAUUUUUUGUUUAGAAGGACAAACAGAAGCAGCUGAAACAGAAUGCCAAAAAUGGCGCCAAAAUUGGUUUUUGAAUUCUUUUGGCCAUUUACGAAAAAAUUUGAAAGUAGGCUUUUUAAGCCUGUGUUUGAUUCAACAACUGUAAAAUUUUAAAAAUAACAAUUGAAGCAGAAUGCCAAAACUGGCGCCGAAAACAAUUUUUGAAUUUUUUACAAAUUUUUAGAUUUAAAUUGUACAAAUUUAAAAAAUUAAACUUAAAAAAAUUAUACAUUUUAGCGAAGGCGACUUACCCCUCCUUCCGCUUGAUAAAACCCAAAAAAGUCAGAGCCAUAGAGAAACGAAAAACAGUGCCAAAAGUCCCAAAACUGCGCGAAAUUUCCUUCCAAAGGCCAAGAAACCAAAGGAGAAGAAGUCGAAUAAGGAGCUGCCAAGUGAACUAGUCAGUCAGUCGUCUAAAAAACAAACCAGCAAGAAGGUUCAGAGCAGGUCACAGUCAAGAUCAGUGAAAGAGGAUAAGGAGUUAAAGGAGAAGAAGGAAAGUCCAAAGCAUAAGAACAAGCCUAAGGAAAGCUCGAAGAAGAAGUCUGAUAAGAACAAGAAAGAGAAGGGAAUGAUCAAGGAGAAGAAGAUCAAGGAGAAGAAGAUCAAGGAGAAGAAGAAGAACACUCCAGUUGGGAACUCCAAAAGUACUGCCAGGUCAAACUCAGCGGAAGGGGAAGUAAGUUCACUUCAAUUUAUAUUAAAGUAGCUUUAGCUAAGAACCCAGCCCAAAGCUCUAGCCCAGAGCCCUAGCUCAGAUCCCUAUCCCAGAGCCUUAGGCUAAAGCCCUAGCCCAGAGCCCUAGCCCAGAGCUCUAGGCCAAGAGCCCAGAGACCAGAGCUCAGAGCCCAGAGCCCUAGCCCAGAGCCCAGAUUCCAAGACCAGAGCUCUAGCCCAAGGCCCUAGCCCAGAACCCUAGCCCAAAGUCCUAGCCCAGAGCCCUAGCUUAGAGCCCUAGCCCAGAGCCCUAGCCCAGAGCCCUAGCCCAGAGCCCUAGCCCAGAGCCCUAGCCCAUAACUCGGAAGCCUAAGCUUAGAGCCCUAGCCCAAGACCCUAGCUUCAAGCUUUAGCCCCGAGCCCUAACUUUUGCUCUAGCCCCCGUCUUGUCUCUGCUUUUGCUACGCUUUAUCCUAAAUUAUCCUACUCAAGCCUUUUUUAACCCGCCUUACUCUAGCCCGAUACAUGUUAAACUCACCCUUAGUUCUGGUCUUAGUCUAACUAAGUCUUGCCAAAACCUACUUUAUCGUACUCAAGCCUUGUUUACUCUGCUCUAAUCUAGUCAGACCUACAGUAAUUAUAACCUAGGUCCUGCUAUAGUCUUGCUGACUUACUUUAUCUUAUCGUAGGCUAGUUUACCUUGUCCUAUCUUAGAAAAAUGGUCUUGUUCUACUCUUGAUGGGUCCAAAAUUUUUUCCGUAGUAUAUCUCAUGGUGUAGUACCAUGAAAUUCAUUUUUUAAUUAUCACUACCGUGUUUUAUAUUUGCAGACAGACCGAACGCAAAGAUCGAAUUCAAUAAAGACGAUGAUUCCAUUGGGGCAGCGAAGGAACGAAGGUACGGCGGAGACACAACAGACAACUGACAAAAAUAACACAUACGAGAAAGAAGCAGAACAUAAAAGUGUAAGUUUAGUAUUAUGUUUGUACUAAAUAGUACUAAAGAUACUACAUAGUAUUAGUACUACAAUUUUAAAAAUAAAAAAAAUUAAUUUUAGCUCAAGAGCUGUGCCUCAAACGCACCCACGAUAUUCGACAAUGAGCUGGGAUCACAUUUGAUGAAGGUUGGCCAUUACACCAGUCCAAAGGUCGAAUCCACGCCCGCGACAGAGUCCGGUCCUUCUCAAAUGAAGAGCGCAUUCGAAAAGUCUGGCUACAAGAACGCCACCCCCGACGAAAAAGAAAACUAG
Molecule: messenger RNA, 2343 nt
Organism: Bursaphelenchus okinawaensis
Lineage: Eukaryota; Metazoa; Nematoda; Chromadorea; Rhabditida; Aphelenchoididae
Source: the annotation of a GenBank genome assembly